GCGGCGGGCGCAGGCGGGCCUCCAGGAGCUCAGUGGCUGCAGACGUCCCGCAAGGCGACACCAUGACUCUGGCUGCUUACAAGGAGAARAUGAAGGAGCUGCCCCUCGUCUCCCUCUUCUGCUCCUGCUUCCUCUCGGACCCCUUGAACAAGCCAGGGUACACGUACGAAGACACGGUGGACCUCACCUGGUGCGUCAUCUCCGACAUGGAGGUCAUCGAGCUCAACAAGCGCACGUCGGGGCAGUCCUUCGAGGUGAUCCUCAAGCCCCCCUCCUUCGACGGCAUCCCCGAGUUCAACGCGUCUCUGCCGCGGCGCCGCGACCCUUCCCUGGAGGAGAUCCAGAAGAAGCUGGAGGCGGCUGAGGAGCGGAGGAAGUACCAGGAGGCCGAGCUCCUGAAACACUUGGCGGAGAAGCGGGAGCACGAGCGGGAGGUCAUGCAGAAGGCCAUCGAGGAGAACAACAACUUCAUCAAGAUGGCCAAGGAGAAGCUGGCGCAGAAGAUGGAGUCCAACAAGGAGAACCGCGAGGCGCACCUAGCUGCCAUGCUGGAGCGCUUGCAGGAGAAGGACAAGCACGCGGAAGAGGUGAGGAAAAACAAGGAGCUCAAGGAAGAGGCGUCGAGGUAAAGAGCCCGCCGCGGCGGCGGGCGGGACUGGUGG
This is a messenger RNA of Nothoprocta perdicaria, 662 nucleotides long. RefSeq names its product stathmin 4 (gene STMN4). Gene Ontology annotation, biological process: microtubule depolymerization; regulation of microtubule polymerization or depolymerization; neuron projection development. Gene Ontology annotation, cellular component: cytoplasm; neuron projection. Bases 63 to 629 code for a protein of 188 amino acids. Gene Ontology annotation, molecular function: tubulin binding. The transcript has 6 exons. The record is from RefSeq and is a predicted model, not a curated record. Lineage: Eukaryota; Metazoa; Chordata; Aves; Tinamiformes; Tinamidae.